This is a messenger RNA of Closterium sp. NIES-65, 1245 nucleotides long. NCBI's taxonomy places the organism in Eukaryota, Viridiplantae, Streptophyta, Zygnematophyceae, Desmidiales, Closteriaceae. The record is from the annotation of a GenBank genome assembly.
AUGGUGAGCCUGCGGCAGAUGUUUUCGUCGAAGAAGUCACAGGCGCUGCUCGUGCUGCUGCCCGAUGGCUCCAUGAAGAUGUACACCAAGAAGAUGACCGUUAAAGACUUGCUCCUCGAGUUUCCCGCCUUCACCGUCGCUCUCGACCCCGCGCCCGCGCCCGCGCUCGACGAAGAAACCGUUCUCGCCGCCGGCGGUACUUAUUAUCUUAAUCCUUUAGACGGCGAAUCGCCCGAUGCAGACGCCGCAGGUAACGAGCGCCCUGCCCUCCCGCCGCGGAGCGCAAGCUGCGACCAGGGCGGCGGGUCGCAGGUUGCGCGGGAAGCGGGGGGAGUGCCUUCGCGGACCUUUUCCGCCGCCGCUGCUCUCGCGCGCGUGGAUGACGGCCUCGGGGAAGCCGCUGCGCCGGCGGCGGAGUCCGCUGCCCCAGCAGCGCCCGCAAAGCCGAAGGAAACGGACAGCUAUGCUGACGUGGACGACGAGCUGCUUGCGUACCUGGAUCUGGGCGACACGCCAGCAGCGCCGCCCGCCCCUCCCGCGUCGCGCCACAUCACGAAAUUCGGGCAGGAGGACGCGUCGCUCUUUUCAGACGCUGGCAGCUCCCUCGGGGGUAGCGCGCGGGGUUCCCCUGCUGUCGGGGGAAAUUCUCCGUCUGGGUUCGGCGGGCCUGUGCUCUCAGGCAUGAACGCUCUGAGCGGGCCAAUGGGGGGCGGGUCUCUAAUGGGUGGCGUCAUGGCGCGGAGAUCUAUGGGCAUGGAGUAUGGUGGGAGUUUUCAACAACAGCAACAGCUGCAGCAGCAGCAGCAGUACUACCAGCAGUCGCCGUCCAGGCCUACUGCAGCAGGAGGUGCGGCAUGUUAUGGCGGUAUUCUAGGCCGCACUGCCAUGAUGUCAAUGAAUGCAGGAUCGAGCCCGAGCCACAGUGCGAAUGGUAGUACUGGCGGCGGUGGUGGUAACAGUGGUAACCUUCUCUUUGGAGGGCACAUGGGGGGUAACAUGGCACCACCGCCUACAGGCAGUAAUAUGAUGAUGGGAGGCGCUUCUGCUGCGGCAGCAGCAGCGGCGGCUGCGGCUGCAGCGGGUGGCAACAUGGGCAUGGGAGGAGGGCAGUACAGAAGGCCAGGGCCAAAGAUGGGAGUGAUGGGUGGGGUACCGCUUGAAUCUCCUGCCACACAUCUAGACCGCAACGACAGCUACUCGAGUGCUGGGUCAGGGGGAGGUUCAGGAACGUUUAACGUGUGGUAA